Chaetura pelagica (chimney swift) is the source of this 1341-nucleotide messenger RNA. RefSeq names its product beta-site APP-cleaving enzyme 1 (gene BACE1). Gene Ontology annotation, biological process: amyloid-beta metabolic process; membrane protein ectodomain proteolysis. The record is from RefSeq and is a predicted model, not a curated record. Gene Ontology annotation, molecular function: aspartic-type endopeptidase activity. Bases 1 to 1341 code for a protein of 446 amino acids. Gene Ontology annotation, cellular component: trans-Golgi network; endosome; membrane. Lineage: Eukaryota; Metazoa; Chordata; Aves; Apodiformes; Apodidae. The transcript has 9 exons.
AUGGCCGGGAGCCUCACGGAGCCCCACUUUGCCCCCAGCCACCCCCUCUCUGCUGCUGGCAGGCUGAAUAUCCUGGUGGAUACAGGGAGCAGUAACUUCGCUGUGGGAGCAGCUCCUCACCCUUUCCUCCGGAGAUAUUACCAGAGGCAGCUGUCCAGCACCUACCGUGACCUGCGGAAGGGAGUGUACGUGCCCUACACCCAGGGCAAGUGGGAAGGGGAACUGGGCACUGACCUGGUCACCAUCCCCCACGGCCCCAACGUCACCGUCAGAGCCAACAUCGCUGCCAUCACCGAGUCAGACAAGUUCUUCAUCAACGGCUCCAACUGGGAGGGGAUCCUGGGACUGGCCUAUGCCGAGAUCGCCCGGCCUGACGACAGCCUGGAGCCCUUCUUUGACUCACUGGUGAAGCAAACCCGGGUGCCCAACAUCUUCUCCCUCCAGCUUUGUGGGGCAGGCUUCUCACCUAACGAGACAGAGGCCCUGGCAGCUGUGGGGGGCAGCAUGAUCAUCGGUGGCAUCGACCGCUCGCUCUACGUGGGUGACAUCUGGUACACCCCCAUCCGGAAGGAGUGGUACUACGAGGUCAUCAUCGUCAAGCUGGAGGUUAAUGGGCAGGACCUGAACAUGGACUGCAAAGAGUACAACUAUGACAAGAGCAUUGUGGACAGCGGGACCACCAACCUCAGGCUGCCAAAGAAGGUGUUUGAAGCUGCAGUGAAAUCCAUCAAAACAGCUUCUUCGACGGAGAAGUUCCCAGAUGGCUUCUGGCUGGGGGAGCAGCUGGUUUGCUGGCAGGUCGGCACCACUCCCUGGCACAUCUUCCCCGUCCUGUCCCUCUAUCUGAUGGGGGAGGCCACCAACCAGUCCUUCCGGAUCACCAUCCUGCCCCAGCAAUACCUGCGCCCGGUGGAGGACGUGGCCACCUCUCAGGAUGACUGCUACAAGUUCGCCAUCUCCCAGUCCUCCACGGGCACCGUCAUGGGCGCUGUCAUCAUGGAGGGCUUCUACGUGGUCUUCGACCGCGCCCGCCGGGGGGAGGGAGGAGCAGAGGGGACGUGGACGUGGUGGCCAGAGCUCUGUCUUCUCCCCCCCGCAGUGCACGACGAGUUCCGGACGGCGGCGGUGGAGGGGCCCUACCUGCACCCCAACAUGGAGGACUGCGGCUACAACAUCCCGCAGACGGACGAGUCCACCCUGAUGACCAUUGCCUACGUGAUGGCCGCCAUCUGCGCCCUCUUCAUGCUGCCCCUCUGCCUCAUGGUGUUCCAGUGGCGCUGCUUCCGCUGCCUGCGGCGCGACCACGACGACUUCGCCGACGACAUCUCCCUGCUGAAGUGA